Molecule: messenger RNA, 493 nt
Organism: Juglans regia (Persian walnut)
Lineage: Eukaryota; Viridiplantae; Streptophyta; Magnoliopsida; Fagales; Juglandaceae
Exons: 1
Coding region: 62-208 (48 amino acids)
Biological process (GO): negative regulation of cell population proliferation
Source: RefSeq, a predicted model, not a curated record
UGCCCCUCCCCCAACAUUACUACAAAACUCUUCUCUCUCUCUCUCUCUCUCUCUCUCAACAAUGAGCAGGAAGAUAAGCACUGAAACAAUGAGAGACUCUAAGAGAAAAGUAUCUUGCAGAAAGCUUGGAGGGUAUCUUAAAGAGCAGAAAGGAAGGCUAUACAUAAUCAGGAGAUGUGUAGUUAUGCUUAUUUGUUGGCAUGACUGAAACUGAAAGCAGCACUAUGUUGAAGAUUAUAUAUUUGUGUCGACUUAGCCUAUUUUUUUCCAGUGAUGACACAAGUCUGAUGCAAAGCGAACACCAUUGCCGCCACUGCAGCCAACCUCUCUCUUUUUCGCAGUAUCUCUGUUUUUGGUGUUUGCUAUGUGUCAUUUGAAGCCGUAAAUAGCAGAGAGAUCACAAUUUGUUUUUCAUGAUCGUGAUGACCAUGCUUGAUAUUGAAAUUUACAUACAUCAUGAAGAUUUUCCCAGUUAUACUAGUAUAAUAUUCAU